GUGGCUGCCUGCUGACUCACCCACUCCUUCCGCAGGCUCCAGGGGCCCCUACAGCAGCCUGACUCCAGCCAGCCCUGGGCCAUGGGGGAAGGAGAUGGAAAAGGGGCUUGGCUCCCUCUGACCCUUCACCCAGCCCCUGCACCCUGGAGCAGGGCUACAGGCAGUGUGACCAUUGUGCUGUUAUUGGCCUAAACACAUAGCAACAGGAAAACAACCCCAAAACCCCAGCCUUAAGAGCAAGUCCAACAGUGCGCGACUCCCCAGGUCAGGAGAAGCCCUGAUGUGCGCAGAAUCUGCAGAUGGGGCCGCUCUCGGCCCUGCCUCUGGCUGUGGAAACAGGCCUCCAAGUACCCAAGAAAGCAAGGAGAUGGCCACCAAGGAGAAGCUGCAGUGUCUGAAAGAUUUCCACAAGGACAUCCUGAAGCCCUCACCAGGGAAGAGCCCAGGCACGCGGCCUGAGGACGAGGCUGAGGGAAAACCUCCGCAGAGGGAGAAGUGGUCUAGCAAGAUCGACUUUGUGCUCUCUGUGGCUGGCGGCUUCGUGGGCUUGGGCAAUGUCUGGCGCUUCCCGUACCUCUGCUACAAGAAUGGUGGAGGUGCGUUUCUCAUACCAUAUUUUAUUUUCCUGUUUGGGAGCGGCCUGCCUGUGUUUUUCUUGGAGAUCAUCAUAGGCCAGUACACCUCUGAAGGGGGCAUCACCUGCUGGGAAAAGAUCUGCCCCUUGUUCUCUGGUAUCGGCUAUGCCUCCAUUGUAAUUGUGUCCCUCCUGAAUGUCUACUACAUCGUCAUCCUGGCCUGGGCCACAUACUACCUGUUCCAGUCCUUCCAGAAGGAGCUGCCCUGGGCACACUGCAAUCACAGCUGGAACACACCUCACUGCAUGGAGGACACCAUGCGCAAGAACAAGAGUGUCUGGAUCACCAUCAGCUCCACCAACUUCACCUCCCCUGUCAUCGAGUUCUGGGAGCGCAACGUGCUGAGCUUGUCCCCUGGAAUCGACCACCCAGGCUCUCUGAAAUGGGACCUCGCUCUCUGCCUUCUUUUAGUCUGGCUAGUGUGUUUCUUCUGCAUCUGGAAGGGCGUCAGGUCCACUGGGAAGGUCGUCUACUUCACAGCCACUUUCCCAUUCGCCAUGCUUCUGGUGCUGCUGGUCCGAGGGCUGACGCUGCCGGGCGCGGGCGCAGGCAUCAAGUUCUAUCUGUAUCCUGACAUCACCCGCCUUGAGGACCCACAGGUGUGGAUUGACGCUGGGACUCAGAUAUUCUUCUCUUACGCCAUCUGCCUGGGGGCUAUGACCUCGCUGGGGAGCUACAACAAGUACAAGUAUAACUCGUACAGGGACUGUAUGCUGCUGGGAUGCCUGAACAGUGGUACCAGUUUUGUGUCUGGCUUCGCAAUUUUUUCCAUCCUGGGCUUCAUGGCACAAGAGCAAGGGGUGGACAUUGCUGAUGUGGCUGAGUCAGGUCCUGGCCUGGCCUUCAUUGCCUACCCAAAAGCUGUGACAAUGAUGCCGCUGCCCACGUUUUGGUCCAUUCUUUUUUUUAUUAUGCUUCUCUUGCUUGGACUGGAUAGCCAGUUUGUUGAAGUCGAAGGACAGAUCACAUCCUUGGUUGAUCUUUACCCAUCCUUCCUAAGGAAGGGUUAUCGUCGGGAAAUCUUCAUCGCCUUCGUGUGUAGCAUCAGCUACCUGCUGGGGCUGACGAUGGUGACGGAGGGUGGCAUGUAUGUGUUUCAGCUCUUUGACUACUAUGCAGCUAGCGGUGUAUGCCUUUUGUGGGUUGCAUUCUUUGAAUGUUUUGUUAUUGCCUGGAUAUAUGGAGGUGAUAACCUUUAUGAUGGUAUUGAGGACAUGAUUGGCUAUCGGCCCGGGCCCUGGAUGAAGUACAGCUGGGCUGUGAUCACUCCAGUUCUCUGUGUUGGAUGUUUCAUCUUCUCGCUCGUCAAGUACGUACCCCUGACCUACAACAAAACAUACGUGUACCCCAACUGGGCCAUUGGGCUGGGCUGGAGCCUGGCCCUUUCCUCCAUGCUCUGCGUUCCCUUGGUCAUCGUCAUCCGCCUCUGCCAGACUGAGGGGCCGUUCCUUGUGAGAGUCAAGUACCUGCUGACCCCAAGGGAACCCAACCGCUGGGCUGUGGAGCGCGAGGGAGCCACACCUUACAACUCUCGCACCGUCAUGAACGGCGCUCUCGUGAAACCGACCCACAUCAUUGUGGAGACCAUGAUGUGAGCUCUCUCGGGUCGACGGGGCCGGCGGCUUUCCUGCUGUUUACUAACAUUAGAUUCUCAUAGGACCAGGUUUACAGAGCUUUAUAUUUGCACUAGGAGUUUUUUUUUUUUUUUUUUUUGGUAAUUGUCACAGAAAAUGUAAUUGUGGGUAUGUGUGCGUGCGUGUGUGUGUGUGUGUGUAUCGUGUGUGUGUGUUUUGUUUUGAUUUGGGGGAUAUUUUGUACAAAAAGAAAACCCACGGGAAGAUGUCCGUGGAGAGGCAGAGCUUUCAUACUGAAUUAGAUGUAUUUUAUGGGAAUUUGGUAAAUUUUUCUUUGUAUUUUUUUUUACAUAUAAGUAUAUAUACACUUAGAGAUUGUCGUAUACUUUUACCACUUGAAUUGAUCUUCUUGCCAGCAAUAGAUCUCAUUUUCAAAAGCAAUUCUUCGGUGCUGUGUAGCUGGCAGAAAGUUCUGUCCAGUAAACGCAGGAUGGAAUUUUCCUGGGACUCUACACCCAUCUUAAGGUGGUAUACCUUCCAAAUCCUGGUUCAGAUGGAAGAAAUAGCAGGAGAGAGGACCCAUUAGCUGGCAGACCCAGGGGGAAGAAAGGAGGGCUGUGAGGAGAUACCUCAUUAAACUUGGCUUAGUGAAGAAGAGAGAUGCCAAAGGAAUGAACCAACCUUUGGCAUCUCUCUUCACAUAAAGGAGACUGGCUGAAGCUGAAUGAGGAGGCCCUAUAGCAGAAGUCUGAUUCUAAGAGCAGUAGAAACUUGUACCAGAAGCAAAAUCCCACUUUUAAUUUUGAGAUGGUGAGUGGACAGUCAGUAGACCGUCAGAACCACUGGCCAGAGAGGGAGCUGCUAGAGAUCCAAGAAGGCUGGCAGGAAUGAGGCUCACAACUCAGCCUCGCAAGAGGUGGCAAAGGCACAGGAGGCCACAGUCCUUCCUGGGGCAUUCCAGGCAGAGAAGGAGCAGAGGCUCUCCCGGCAGGAGCUGGGGUCUCAGGGCUCAGAUGAGUCUGUUGCAUUUGAAUGGGGUCAUAGCAGGUUCUGGCCAUUCCCCAAGCAACAUCUCAGCAUCUCUUAAAGUUGCCUGCAGGAAUGAAGCAUGACAUACCUGUUGAGGGACUAGGGGAGUGGUGGGGAGGUGAGUGGACCAAAGGAUAUAGGCCCCAGGCAUGCAGAUGGGCCCGGUGUUGGGGAGGGGUGCUUUCUUUCCUCAUCUCCCCACUCCCCACUCUCAGCCUGGGAGACUCCUGCCAAGCCCUCAUUAAAGAUGCCACCCUGGGCUGCCCUGGCACCUAGCAAGGCACACCAAGAACAGCUUUUGAGUCUGGAUCCUCCACCGGGGGAAGUGCUCCCAGUUCAGAACAAGGGCAGCCCGUGGUGCUGACCUAGGAUAUAACAAAGCUCUUCACUUCAAAACCCCUGCAAUAGCUGGGUUUACAGACAUUUACCACCUGGGGAGCCAAAAGAGAAGGCCUAGGAGAGUUUUCUAGAAGGUUGGGAUUGUCAGGGUCCUGGCCCCCCAGAACUGGCUUGAUCAAGGGCCUUAUGUGGAGCAGAGGUUGUCUCUGAACCAGGAGAGAAGGUACUAUACCUUUCAAAUCCCCAGGGCAGACACACCCCCACCCAGCCCCUAUUUGGACCUAAACUGUGCCAUUUGAACAGUCACUUCCAAGCUCAGUCUAAAUGAAACCGAAACAUGACCACGCACAAAGGCAGUCACUGCCUCGAGGGGUGCAGACCGCAGAAUUUUCACAGCAGGGGCUCUUGGAACCCUGGAAACCCCCUUCUUAAAUUUGGGAGGAGGAGUACGCCUUUGGUGUCCCCCUCCCAAGGGGCAAUUCUGAACCCCAUCUUUGGCAGGCAUACAUAUUUCACUGUUUCCAAAGCUAUCUACUCUGCCAAACAACACCCAGUCCUAUUCCAAACUCUCAACGAUUCUAUCUUGUUCCUGUUUUUCUAUGUAUUUAUGGUUGCCGUUUGUGUCUGAUUUGAUUUUACUGUUUUUUCCCUGAUUUUAUGGAGUAGCAUUGUGACCUGUUUUCCUUUGUCUUAUAUAACUUUAGUAAACUAACCACUGUCAAUGAUUGAGGGCAGGUGGCACGUGGGGAAGAGGGGACUUGGCACGCAGUGGCUACCUGGGCAUUUGUGGUCAUUUCAGUCUCCAUCUCCCCAGCGGGGGCUCCCUGGGUGAAAGGCCACAGUAUUUUGGGUUGGUAGGCAAAUUGCAACAUUCUGGACAUGGCCUGAGGAAGGCCUCUUCUUAUAAGAUUCUCAGACCAAAUUCUAGACCAAAGACACAUGCAGACCAAGUCCCCAGGCCCCGCCUGGAAGGAAGGCCAGCCACCUUCCCCAAGUCGUUCCUCAACUCUCCCCAAGGUACCUGUCUCCAAUCAGAGCCCUCUCGCCCAGCCAGCCCUGGCUCUGUGUGCAGAGCAUAGCUCUGCGAGUACCUGUGUAAUAAUGCUCAACCUUCAUGUCUCCGUAUAAACGAAACUUUCCAUGAGCGCUCAUGACUCUGGUCCACCUGUCUAUAGAGAAUGGGCAAAGUCCUUCACCUGCUUUCUGCUUGGGAUGGGUCAGAAAUGCUGAUGCCCGCACAUAGCCCAGCCAGCCAGAUCUGGAAAGGAAGCGAGGGGGUUGUUUAAAUCAAUUUUUUAAGAUGAAGAAGUGGGAGACACUGCGUUGAGAUGGGCCAUGCUAGGGCCGCAGAGGAGAUUUCCUGACGGUCAGGGAGAGAAGGGCCUCCAGGGUCCCCUAACCCAACGCCCUUGUUGUAAAUGAGGUAACUGAGGCCCAGGGAGGCACUGUGAGCCAGGAAUGGAUUUUCUUGAAACAGCUCUAGCUGCAGGUUCUCCGAGGUAGGUGCAGGGAAUGGUGAGUGUAUAACCAGGGCUGCAUCCGGCAACAUCCUCAAGGUCUUCCUGACAACCAAAGACAAGCCUUUAUGGAAAAGGAAAUGCGCUCCCCUCCAUGUUCAGGGAUGAGGGGAGCAGCAGCAGCCACACUCCCACCAUCCUCGCAGAAUUGGGCCCAUGCUGUGGCUCCGUGAGCUGGGUGACUCCAGCCUCACCUGCACACCCCAGCCCUGCACAGGGCCCUCCUUCCUCCCAGCAGCCCUUGGUGAGCUAGGAAUUGAGACCCCUGUUUGUGAAAGAGGGAACUGAGGUGCAGAGAAGCCAGAGGUGUGCCAGAUCCUUAGGCAGGAUUUAGAUGAAGUCGCCCUGGCUCCAGACUGACCCCGAGGCUCUGCGGGGAGUUUCCAGGCAGCAGGAAGUGGCCUUGGAUGCUCUCCUUCCAGGACAGCAUAACCCCUGGGCCAUGUGCAGCUCCUUCACUGCCCCCUGGAUCCCCAGCAUACCCCCAAAGACAGUGGGGAAACACAAGGGGCGAGCACAGCAUGGCCCCUCCAGCCCACUUCAGGGCACUCUUGUAUCACCCGGGUACUGCCACACUGGUCCCCCACCCAGCCAGCAUCUCCCAGCACAGCCCCUCUCCCUGGGGAAAUGCUCUGGGUAGCCAGUCUAAAGGCAGAGGCACCUCACUGCUCCCCGCACCCCACCCCACCCAAGAUUCAGACACAAGCCAGGAAAGGACCCAAGAGAAAAUCCUUCAAGGUGGCCUGAGGUCCCAUCCCUCCCUCAGACCCAUGUGGUCCCAGGCCAGGCUGUCUGUGUAGACGCGGUAAAUACCACUGUGUGCAAAAAUCGAAGUACAAAACCACAAGACUAAACAAAACAAACCCAGAGAGCCAAACUUGUAGAGGUGGGCAGUCCAGAAAGCAGGGGGCAGCCCUCCCCCUUUCCUUCUCUCCCUGACCCUCAGAAUAUAUAUUGUUGUAAUAGGAAGCAUUUUUUCAUUGUUCUCUUGUGGGUGUCACUACAGACAUGUUCUGGCGUGUUCUCCGAGGGAUGGAGCAUCCUGUUAUAUAUUUGACUUCAAAUUGAGAUGUUGGCUUCAUUUUUUUUUUUUUUACCCAAUUAAUCUCCCAAUCCCUAGCAACUGUGACUCUGUAUUUAGCACAAGAGAAAGCUGAGAACGUGGGUCUUGCCUCCUUCCAGAAAUAUGUCUGGCUCAUCAGGACAUUUUUUUAAAACUUCAAAAUAUUUUUAAGAUAUUUUAAACUUUUAUAAAAAAAAAUCAACCAACAAGAGACUUUUCUGAGGAGGAACAUUUGUAUUUGAACAAGAUCCUUGGUGUGUAGUUCAGUCUUGCAGUAUACAAGCUUUUGUGUAUAAAUGUUUUAUGAUAUGAUUCCCUGUAUUUUGCAGGGGUUUUUUUCUCUUUUGCUUUUUAGAUAAAUAUGUAUAUCGAUAUUUUAAAUUCAUCUUUGCUUUUUUUAGAGGAGUUUGUAAUCACCUUAUAACAUGAAAAUAAACAUUUCCUUUUUAACAUCCAA
Molecule: messenger RNA, 6614 nt
Organism: Gorilla gorilla gorilla (western lowland gorilla)
Lineage: Eukaryota; Metazoa; Chordata; Mammalia; Primates; Hominidae
Gene: SLC6A6
Product: solute carrier family 6 member 6
Exons: 14
Coding region: 281-2230 (649 amino acids)
Biological process (GO): taurine transmembrane transport; sodium ion transmembrane transport; amino acid transport
Cellular component (GO): plasma membrane; cell projection
Molecular function (GO): gamma-aminobutyric acid:sodium:chloride symporter activity; taurine:sodium symporter activity
Source: RefSeq, a predicted model, not a curated record